AUGGAUGCAAAGCGGCCGGGCGGCGUCGCGGCCCCAAAUCGCCCAACAAAAGAAAGGCGUUAUCCGUCCGAACUCUUGAUCUACGAUGCAGGCGACACCCGCACCGCGUGGGUGAGCUUCUGGAAGGGGAUGGCACUCCUCCAGUUCGGAAGUACUGCUGUCUUUCUUGCACCCAUACUGUAUCAUAAUGAGAACGAACCGGAUCCGAACAUUCGGCUGCUCCAAGCUGUGGGUGUCGCCCUCCUCGGCGCCAUCCCCACCGCCCUCCUCUCCUACAUGACAGCCCCCUACGUCCGCCAAGUCUACCUGCACCUCCCGACCAGCGCCGCGCGCUCCCGCGAAUCCCUCAUGGCCUUCGCGCGCAACCUGCCGCCAAGCACCGCGCUAAAGUUCCAAACCCUGCGCAUCUUCCCCCUCCAGAAGCACACGUCCGCCUACCUAUUCGAACUGCGUGCGCUCCCGCCGCGCCGGCUGCGCUUCGCGAACAUCGAGCUGCCCAAGAACGACGUGUGGAGGAGGAGGCAGGCGGAGAAGAGUCGGUGGCAGCGGGUAAAGGAGUUUCUGUAUGAGAGGAGGUUUAAGUUUUAUGUUAAGGAGGGCAGGGCGUAUACGGUGAGGAGUGGGGUGCCGGGCGUUUGGGAGGCGGUGGCGAAGAGGAUUCAGGAGCAGACGCUUAAUGAGGUGAAGAGGGUUGGGCAGAAGAGCGGGAAGGUGGUGCAGAGUGUGAAGCCGACAGCUUUGUAUUAUAAACCAUUUACCGGACAAACUGGUAUCAAUCUGCCGAAGAUAGAGCUAAACGAAAGACCUGCAGCAAUCCAGUGA
Trematosphaeria pertusa is the source of this 822-nucleotide messenger RNA. RefSeq lists its product as uncharacterized. Lineage: Eukaryota; Fungi; Ascomycota; Dothideomycetes; Pleosporales; Trematosphaeriaceae. Bases 1 to 822 code for a protein of 273 amino acids. The transcript has 5 exons. The record is from RefSeq and is a predicted model, not a curated record.